This is a messenger RNA of Prorocentrum cordatum, 414 nucleotides long. Lineage: Eukaryota; Dinophyceae; Prorocentrales; Prorocentraceae. The record is from the annotation of a GenBank genome assembly.
AUGUUGGGCAGGCUCUGCGCCGUCCUGGCGCCCGUGACCGCCCUCUGCCUCACCGUUGACCCGUUGCGGGCGGCGGCUGCGUCGGGGGAGCCUCUGGCUCUGGGUGCGUCCGACGCGGAGGGCGGCGCGGCGGCUGAGCGGGGCGGGGCGGGCGACCCCGGCGAAGCCGAGCCGCGUCCCGCCCUGACCAAGAAGCAGAGGCACCAGGAACAGGCGCGCGCCGCGGCAGAGAGCCACGCGAAGGCGAAGGGCGGCGGCAGGAAGACAAAAAAAAACCGCGAAGAAGUCGCGACAGUUUUCCCUCGCAGUCGCGACCGCACAGCCGCAGCUGCAGCAGCGGCCGCAGCAGCCGCGGCCGCGGCAAGAAGAGGAGAGGGUCGAAUGGCGAGGAGUCAGGAUCGAGAACAUCGCUGA